Messenger RNA from Etheostoma cragini (Arkansas darter), 1015 nucleotides. RefSeq names its product glutathione peroxidase 1b (gene gpx1b). Lineage: Eukaryota; Metazoa; Chordata; Actinopteri; Perciformes; Percidae. Gene Ontology annotation, cellular component: mitochondrion; cytosol. The record is from RefSeq and is a predicted model, not a curated record. Gene Ontology annotation, biological process: response to hydrogen peroxide; hydrogen peroxide catabolic process; glutathione metabolic process. Gene Ontology annotation, molecular function: glutathione peroxidase activity. The transcript has 2 exons.
AAAGGAGGAUGCAGUUGAGUGACUAUCGGAAGUAAAGGGAACAUAUUGUGACUCUUAUCAAAGGGAAGAGGUAUCAAGAAUGGCAAGAAUGGCUAAGUUUUACGACCUAACGGCGAAACUAUUAUCCGGAGAAACGUUUAAUUUCUCCUCCCUGCAGGGCAAAGUUGUCCUCAUUGAGAAUGUGGCGUCUCUCUGAGGGACGACCACCAGGGAUUACACCCAGAUGAACGAGCUUCAUGAGCGCUACGCCGCCAAGGGGCUCGUUAUCCUGGGAGUGCCCUGCAACCAGUUCGGCCAUCAGGAGAAUUGCAAGAAUGAAGAAAUCCUCAUGUCUCUGAAGUACAUCCGUCCUGGAAAUGGCUUUGAGCCAAAGUUUCAGCUCCUGGAGAAAGUGGAUGUGAACGGGAAAGAUGCCCAUCCCCUGUUUGUGUUCCUGAGGGAGAAGCUGCCAUUCCCCAGCGAUGAGCCAGCCGCCCUGAUGAAUGACCCCAAGUUAAUCAUGUGGAGCCCGGUCUGCAGGAACGACGUGGCGUGGAACUUUGAGAAGUUCCUCAUUGGGGCGGAUGGCGAGCCCUUCAAGCGCUACAGCAGGAGGUUCCUCACCAGCGACAUUGAGGGAGACAUCAAGAAGCUCCUCAGCCAGGCCAACUGAUGAAGCCGUCCUCCCAAACGUUGUUCACCCAUCCUACAGCUUCCACCGGCUUUUUUUUAUUUUUUAGCACGUGUGUAACCUUCAGUUUUGUGGGGAAAACCCCUUUAGGCUAAUUGUUUUUCCCUCCAUAGCUUCUGUAGAUGGUGUACAACAUUUUCCCAGACCACCUGUGCUCUCUUGUAUGCAAUGGCUGUGUUCUGUUCUUUUACUACAUGAAGGCAUCCUCUGAAACCAAGUCAGUUGUGAGGGGGGGUAUCUGAUGAAAUGUAAAAGGCUGAACGUGUCAGCUGCAUUGUGUGCAUGUAAAGCACAGCUGUGGUUUGAUGUAUUAAGAGGACCAAUAAAUGUAUUUUUUCAAACAUU